Molecule: messenger RNA, 1074 nt
Organism: Ceratina calcarata
Lineage: Eukaryota; Metazoa; Arthropoda; Insecta; Hymenoptera; Apidae
Gene: mRpL51
Product: mitochondrial ribosomal protein L51
Exons: 3
Coding region: 174-659 (161 amino acids)
Biological process (GO): translation
Cellular component (GO): mitochondrial large ribosomal subunit
Molecular function (GO): structural constituent of ribosome
Source: RefSeq, a predicted model, not a curated record
AUCAGAUCCCUACAAAAUUUAGCUUUGGCAGCACUAUCGAAUUCGACAUUGCUCUCAUUUCCUCUCUGGUAGUGUUAUUCUACUGUCUAAUCAUACGCACGCAUAAAAGGCAUGCCUGUUAAAUAGAAUCUAAAGCGAGAUCAUAAACUAGUGAUACUAAUUGAACAUUCAACAUGACGUGGUUUACAAACGUAAUACGAACGAGCAUUAAAAUUUGGACGCCACAAAUAAUGCCUGUGAGAUUUCGGUACCAUGCGGAGAAGGUGGCAAAAGGUCCGCUCGUAAGACGUUACGGGUACAAGGAUCCCAUAGACAUGCGAGGACUUUUACCACGCGACGAUAGGAGGGUAAAAAGCAUGCCGAUAUACAGACCGAAGGAUGUAUGGGUGGAGAGGAGAGCUUUGUUCGGUCAAAACGAUUACAUCGAUAUUUUGGGAACCGAUCAACUUGAUCCGACGAAAAUUUCAUACAACGUACCGUCUUGGUUAAGAGGUGUCAAGGGUCAAGAAUAUCAAGUUUUGUUGAGGAAAGAGAAGAUGUGGAAGAAUGGUAUAUUUCCAAUAGCUAGGCCAUCCAAGUGGCGGGACAUGAAGAAGAGAAUUAAAUAUUUAUAUAAAUUCCUAAAUAGAAAGACGAAAACUUUCGCUAGCUCCCAAUGAUGUACUUGUUUGUAAUCAUUACGCUUAAACCCCUUGGAUACGACGAUAAUAACGGGACACGCAAUACCAAAAUAGAAAAUAACAAAUUUAUUGACGAAUAAUCAGUUAUUAGAUUUAGUUGCGACCAUGGAAUAGAGCGAAUACUUUUUCCUGCGCAAAUACUUCGUAUCGACGAAUAAUCUAUUGUAAAAACACGUUUGAUUGCUCGCUUAUAUACACACACGCACAGUCAAGCAUGAUGUCGUUACAGCCACAAGGUACAUACAUUUCUGGCAAAAAAUAUGAAUAUAUAUCUAUAUAUAGCUUAGUAAGUACAAUCAAGAGAAGAUUUUAAAAUGAUUAAUACAGAUCGUAUGAUCCUUAUCUAUAAUAUGUACAAAGAAAAUUGCGAGUAUUGUCCAUUUUCUUAAAAAAA